AUGGAGGCGUUUGGGGAUCCCACAGUGGUGGACCGCCCAUUAAGGCCUCCGGCUAGAAAAAACAGUACGCCGCACGUGUCUCAACGUCUCAGUUCAGUACGCCGCUGUCUGGUAGGCGGCAGGGAGUGCUGGGCAAGUACUAGUCAAACCUGUCGGCCCGCCACGGACUUAAUAGAACGUGGUGGAAGAGCGGGCGCACUUCCAAUCGACACAAUCCAAUAUUUUAACAGUAUGACUGUGCCUAUUCAACGAGUGGUAACUUGCUGUAUCAUAGAAGAAGCUGUAGCCAGGGGCUACCUGUUUGUAGUCAUCACUGACGCGGUCACAGCACUCACUCGCGACUCGGCGGGGCGGGCGUGUGUCGGGCGCGAGUCGCGUGUCGCGAGGCGACUCUGUGCGCGGAGGUGCUCGCGUGACGUAACGCCGCGCCACACUGCAGCGCGCCGCGACCCGAGCCGAGCCCCGCCGCCCGGCCGCCGCCGCCCGCGGCGCGCGCACCCCUCCCUCCCUCCCUCCCUCCACCACUCGCCACUGCUCAGAUCACUACUACUAACUGAUGCCGACCUCUUACUCCUGCAUUCGCCUGCAACAGUGCAACGGUUGCUAACAUCCCGCAAGUCUUUACACGUUGAGAGGGCAGACACCUGCUACCGUUGCGGGAAGGAAGGGCAUAUGGCGGCAUCCUGUGAUGCCGUCACGCUACACUGCGCUGUCUGUGCCGCUAAUGGUCGCCCGGCGAAUCACGUGAUGGCUGGGAGGAAAUGUAAUCCCCCCACCAAGAAGGGCAAAAUGCAGGCGCAAAGGCGACCUGCAGCUGCAGCUACCUCCGCCGAGACACCGGUCGCGGAAGCCGAUGAGGGUGAUGCGAUGAUUGAAUAA
Spodoptera littoralis (African cotton leafworm) is the source of this 879-nucleotide messenger RNA. Lineage: Eukaryota; Metazoa; Arthropoda; Insecta; Lepidoptera; Noctuidae. The record is from the annotation of a GenBank genome assembly.